Messenger RNA from Hydra vulgaris (swiftwater hydra), 4536 nucleotides. The record is from RefSeq and is a predicted model, not a curated record. Lineage: Eukaryota; Metazoa; Cnidaria; Hydrozoa; Anthoathecata; Hydridae.
AAGGAGAUAAAAAUAAAUAAAGAAAUGCCAAAAGAAGCCUGCAAGGAGAUAAAAAUAAAUAAAGAAAUGUCAAAAGAAACCUGCAAAGAGAUUAGAAUAAAUAAAGAAAUACCAAAAGAAACCUGCAAGGAGAUAAAAACAAAUAAAGAAAUGCCAAAAGAAACCUGCAAAGAGAUAAAAAUAAAUAAAGAAAUGCCAAAAGAAACCUGCAAAGAGAUAAAAAUAAAUAAAGAAAUGCCAAAAGAAACCUGCAAAGAGAUAAAAAUAAAUAAAGAAAUGCCAAAAGAAACCUGCAAAGAGAUAAAAAUAAAUAAAGAAAUGCCAAAAGAAACCUGCAAAGAGAUAAAAAUGAAUAAAGAAAUGCCAAAAGAAACAUGCAAAGAAAUAAAAAUAAAUAAAGAUAUACAAAAAGAGAUCUGCAUUGAAACGAAAAUAAAUCAAAACACAACUAAAGACACAAGUAGGGAAAUAAAUAAAGACAUUUCAAAGGUAACUAAUUUUGGUUUAGAAUCAAAUCUUGAUAAAGAGAAAGCAGUAAAGUUUAUUUCUCCUGUAAAACAUUUUGAUGAAAAGAUUGUAGAAUUAGAUUUAAGUAAAUCAUUUGCUUUAAAUACGGUUCCAUCACGAAAGCAUCAUAAAAUUGAGUUACCAAAAAGUGUUAUUAUUCAUGAACAUAUAUUGGAAUGUCGUCCAAAGGUUGAAAAGUUAAAAAAAAAACACAAUGAAAAAGAAUUAAAGCGCAAACAUAGUUUCCCUGCAACAACAACAACAACAGCAGUUAAAAUAGCAAAGCUAGAUCAAACAAUUUGCAAUUUGAAAGAAGUUCAAAAAUUGAGUGCUGACUCAGCUCAGCCCUCAACAACAUUAGAUGAAGAUAAAUUUGUUUCUUUAAAAACUGAGCAUCUAGCUGAAAAGCUUGAGAGCACUAGUAAUCUUUCAUUAAAUUUAAAGAAAGUUAAAGUUAAAAAGCAAGUUAACAUUACACAACAACACUCUUUUAACCAAGAGUUACCAAGUAAACAAAAGCUACUGAGUAAACAAGACUCUGAAAUUGAAUUAGAUAAUGAAUUAUCAGCAACAUUACAACCUGAAGAUUCACAAAUCAGAGAAAAUAUAAGUUUAUCUUCACAUGAAAUAUUGAACAAAACAGUUUGUUCUGCUACAAAACAACAUAAUGAUAAGUAUUGUGAAUUGUCUAAUAAAACUUCAGAGUUACCACUUUGCAAUGAAGAACAGCUUCAGUCAGUGUCCUUAGAUGCUGAAAAUUUACUUAAAGAAAAAGUGGAAAUAAAAAUGGUUUUCAAGGAAAAUACACCUUCAAAAAUAAAAUGUUCUAAUAAACCAGAUGAAAACAAAAAAGAUCUUGGUUUAAUUGAUGAAGUACAGAGCAAGAAAGAUUCUGCUAAGCCUGACGACGUCAAAAAAGAAACUGUUAAGUUUGAUGAAAUACAGAAUAGAAACCUAAAGACUUCUGAAAAAAAUAAAUCAAAUGAAAACUGUCUUUCAAAAGAUGUUGCAAAAUGUUUAGGAAAUCAAACAUCUUUGCCAGUAAGUGAUGAGCUGUUAUCUAUUAAAAAGCAUAAACUUGAAUAUCAUGAAAGAUUUAAAAAAGAUGAAGAUUCCAUGUCUGAAUCCAAGUUUGCUUUUAAAGGAAAUGCGUUUAAGAUUUCUAAUAAUAACGCUGGGUUGAGUAACACUAGUAACAUAAGCAACAAAAAUCCGCCAAUAUUAAAAUCAAAGGAAGGUAGCAUAAAACUCAAAGAAUUUGAUAUAAAUAUUGGAAUGGGAAUAACUGCACUAAAGGAACUUGAAGAAGCAAAUAGAAGAAAACGAAAACAAAUGUUAGCUAAACAUAAAGAUACCAAAGAAGUAAAAAGUGCUAUUAAAGAACCAAUUAAAGAAACAAAAAAUAUUGUGAAAGAGCUGAAUAAAUGUGAUGAACCUUCUAAAAAAGUUUUAAAGAAUGAAGAUGAUAGCAAAAAUUUAUUAAAAAUAAGUUCCUAUUCUAAUUCUAAUCAAAAAUCAAAAACAUCUGAUAUUUCACAAAGUUUGGAAAAUUCUACAAUAAAAUGCAUUGAUAGCCUAAUUAAAAAAAGCGAAUCAAAUAAAGUAACAGUUGUAGAUCAUCCUUUUCUGAUAACAAAACAAGAAGAUAAGACAGGCGUUAAUUAUAAAAAAUCAUUUGAACAAGAUAUAGUAAAGAUUUUGAUAACAAAUGAAUCAGAAAAUUGUUUAGAAAAUGAGAAUGCUGUUGGUAAUUUGUUAGGUAUUGAGGAUUCAAUAGAUGAUGAAAAAUCAGUUUUAAAAACAUCUUUUGAUACAGUGAGAGAAAUCAAAAAUAACUUUCAAAAUACAUUAAAUUUUCAAAGCUUUGCAGACAUAGAUGCCUUUUCUACAGAUCGCAAAAAUAAAAAUGACUUAAUUCCUUUUGAAAAAAACAUCUUUCAAGUAGGAAGAAGUGACCAAAUACAAAAAGGACUUAUAUCAAGUGUUGAAGAAAAAGCACUUAAAGAUGAUAAAUGCUUACCAAAUAAACUUAAUUGUACUGAACCUGUGCCAUGUAAUAGGGAUUUUAAUCUAAAUCUAAAAUCAAAGGAUAGUUCUUUAGUUAACAAUAGCUUAAGAGAUCCAUUAGUUACAGAAAAUGCUCCUGACUAUUUCCUGCCAACUUCAAAUUUUUCUACUUUGGCUACUUAUCAAAAUCCUCUAAUUGUGGAAAAAACUUUUUGCACUGACAACAAAUCAAGUGAUUUGUUGUUAAGCAACCAUUUAACUGAACAAUUCAGAAUACUUCAAGCUUCACAAACUAUACUUCCAGAAAAUGAAAUUAUUAGCAAAGUUGGAGACUGCAUUUUAGAAAUGGAUACAACUGGACAUACUUAUACUAUGCGUGAAUUUGUUCCGGUUACUUCUACUAAUUCCUUUCCUUUUCUCCAAAAUUUACGCUUAGGAAUGGAAUCGUGCACUACCUUGCAUUUUAGCUCUGAAAUUAAACCCAAAGAACCUGUAUUAAUUUCUGAAGUAGUAUCUUCACAUUCUAAUACAAGCACCAACAGUAAACAAAACACUGUACUUCCACUUUCUAACAUAAUAGCAACCAGUUUAAAAAAUAUUGUACCUUCGCUGUCUAAUCUUCUUGCCAACAGUGCCCAAAACAGUCCUUCACUUAAUAGUAUGAUAACUAGCUGUUUGCAAAGCUCUGUAUCUUCACUUUCUAGUUUAGACACCAAUAGUCAUCAAACAUCAUCUUUAAUUGAACAAACUCAUUUUACAGAAAGUUCAAACCGUAAAACUUUAAAUACAAUUUCAAGUAAUGAAUUUAGCAAUUUUUCUGCAUCAUUUAGCAGUGAUUUUAACCAUCUUAAUGCAACUUUAGGCAGCGAUGUUCUGCGUGUUUCCACUUCAAGUGACGAAGUAUUUUUAACUUUGAAUGAUGACAGUAACCAGUUGAAUGCAUUUUCAAAUGAUGGAUUUCAACAUUCAACUGAAACUGUAAGUGAUAGUUUUAAUCAGCUCAAUUUGUUUUCAAGUGGCACAGAGAAUUUGGUGAGGCAAAAACGUUUAAUAGUGCCAACAGAUGUUUCUUUUGUAAAUCAAUCUGAACCCAAUCAGUUUAGUACUGUUAAAAAAUUGACUUCUAUGUCAUCUAAAUUAGAUGAAAAAUUAUAUCCGUUAAAUUAUUUAUCAGGCAAUGACCAAUUGUCUUCAUAUCAAGAAAGUCAUAAAAUGAACUUAAAGCAAAAUUUAUCUACCUCUAAAAAUUCUUCAAGUUUCAAAGAAAUGUUAUUUGAAAAAGUACCUGUUUCUGUUAACAGAGAUUUAUUUGAAAUGGACAAUCUUGAUGAUCCUCAUAAAGUUACGUUUAGCUCUUGGCGACAAGUUAUGAAAACUAAUUGUUUGCAACUUAAUAGAAGUAAUUUAACCAGUUCUUUAGGAUUGCAAAUCUUAGAAAUCUUUCAAAUCCCUUCACAUGAAGAAAUAGUUAAAAAGGCUGGUAAUAAUGAAAAACUUAAAGAUUUAUUAUUGAAGCAUGCAUCAGAAGAGGAAAAGUUGCGAUUAUCUUUGCUUCAAGAAAUUUCACGUGUUGAAUGCAAUUGUAAACUUCAGAAGGAAGGAAAAGGACUGGCCAGUGUUAACCUAGCACUAUACUUUCAAAAUGACGAGCUUACUAAUUCACUUGAUACCACGCUAAGCUUUAGGCAUAAGUCUUCACAUUUACCUGAUAUGGAUAAACUUUUGGCUGCACGCCUUGAAGCUUUGAAAGAUAAAUACCUACUGCUAAAGGCUUCUUUAAUAAGCAGACAUCAAUUAGAAAAAGACACACUUUGCCAAACACAGCGAUUUGAAACGCAGCUAAAUUAUAAAGAAAUAUUGAGGCAGAGGUAUUUACAUCCCCAUGGUAAAGUGUUUUAAAAGUGAAGUUAUAUUUGUAAAUAAAUUAUUUAAUUUUACAUCAGUAUUUUCUACACGAAGAUAUUUAUAGUUUAAAAUUGUAAAUAUGUUUUUAACAUGAUGUAAAUACAUAACUUAUAUAUA